GGGGAAAGAGACCCGCCCCCCCUUGAGAAGAGAAACCGCAGCCCCUGCAGGACGGGGGCCUGUGCGUCGCCAUGGGCUCCGCCGCGGCCCCCGAGGGAGCCCUGGGCUACGUCCGCGAGUUCACUCGCCACUCGUCCGACGUACUCGGCAAUCUGAACGAACUGCGCCUGCGCGGGAUCCUCACUGACGUCACGCUGCUGGUCGGCGGGCAACCCCUCCGGGCGCAUAAGGCGGUUCUCAUCGCCUGCAGUGGCUUCUUUUACUCAAUUUUCCGGGGCCGAGCAGGAGUGGGGGUGGACGUGCUCUCUCUGCCCGGGGGCCCCGAAGCCAGAGGUUUUGCUCCUCUCCUGGAUUUCAUGUACACGUCGCGGCUUCGCCUCUCUCCCGCCACCGCACCAGCAGUUCUUGCAGCAGCUACCUACUUGCAAAUGGAACAUGUGGUCCAAGCAUGCCACCGCUUCAUCCAGGCCAGCUAUGAACCUCUAGGCAUCUCCCUACGGCCUCUGGAGGCAGAACCUCCCACACCCCCAACAGCUCCUCCACCUGGCAGUCCCAGGCGAUCAGAAGGGCAUCCAGACCCACCUACUGAAUCUCGAAGCUGCAGUCAAGGGCCCCCAAGUCCAACCAGCCCAGACCCCAAAGCUUGCAACUGGAAAAAGUACAAGUUCAUUGUGCUAAACUCUCAAGCCUCCCAAGCAGGAAGCCUUGUAGGGGAGACCAGUUCUGAUCAACCUUGCCCCCAAGCCAGGCUCCCCAGUGGAGAUGAAGCCUGCAGCAGCAGUGAAGAAGGAACCACACCUGGCCCCCAGAGCAGAUUCUCUCCAGCUGCUACCACUGGACAGUUCAAAUGUGGAGCUACAUCGAAUACCCCCUAUUUCCUCACACCUCGGGCUCAAGAAGCCAUUAGAUCACCCUUUGAACGGGCUCAUCCACCACCAGGAAGUGAGUUUUUCAGCUGCCAGAACUGUGAGGCUGUGGCUGGGCGGUCAUCUGGACUGAACCCUUUGACUCCGGGAGACGAGGACAAGCCCUAUAAGUGUCAGCUUUGCCGGUCUGCCUUCCGCUACAAAGGCAACCUGGCCAGUCACCGCACUGUGCACACAGGGGAAAAACCUUACCACUGCUCCAUCUGCGGAGCACGAUUUAACCGACCAGCGAACCUGAAAACUCACAGCCGCAUCCAUUCAGGAGAGAAACCCUACAAGUGUGAGACCUGCGGCUCGCGGUUUGUGCAGGUGGCGCAUCUGCGCGCGCACGUGCUCAUCCACACUGGGGAGAAGCCCUAUCCCUGCCCUACCUGCGGAACCCGCUUCCGUCACCUACAAACUCUCAAGAGCCACGUUCGCAUCCACACGGGAGAGAAGCCUUACCACUGCGACCCCUGUGGCCUGCAUUUCCGGCACAAGAGUCAACUGAGACUACAUCUGCGCCAAAAACACGGAGCUGCUACAAAUACGAAAGUGCACUAUCACAUUCUGGGGGGGCCCUAGUUGGGUCUCUGCCCAUGCUACUCGCCCUCUGGGGGGGCCAGAAAAGCUGCAGGUUCAGGCCUGGCUUCCCUAUAUGUCUUAUAUAGAAGUGUACAGGACCACUCUGCUAUCAGAAACUGCUGCCACCUUAAUCUUUUGGUGGGGAGAGCAGGGGUGGCAGAUCCCAGCUAGAUCUGCCUCCGUUUUGCUGGUCAAAACCUCUUCCCUACAAUCCUGAUUGUUUAGCUAGGGGCUGGGGGAAGGGAAAGGUUGCAGGCUCCACCUGCAGCCUGUAUCUCAUCUGGUUUAUUUGUAAAUAUAUUAUUUAUUAAGUCCUGUGGGUAGCAUCAGGACCUUCAUUCUGUUGCAUUUCCCACUUCUUCCACAAAUGGAAUCAAAUGACCUGAAACACAGAAUUCUGGUGAGGUCACAGCUCUGCUGGCAGAGAUUAUUAUCACUUGGCUUCUGUCCUUUGGCUUGAGUGUCUUGUAUUGUUAUUGUCAUAACUUUUAUUUUUAGAGUUCUUUCUCCUAUUUGCUUGUUGGUUUGUUUAAAAUGGAAAUAGUGAUUCUCUGUGUCCUAUACCUCUAACUCUAGGUCUAGAACCUUUAUUGUUUCUAGGGCAAGCCCUAGAGACAAAUAGUAUGGGUCAGGAACCCUUUCUGGUAUUCUGAAUAUUGCAACUUCUCUAGCAGGCUAGAAUUUUUUCCAUCUUCUUCAAGGAUGAUAGGAAUGUUUGUGGUGAACCCAAAAAUGAAUAUCAUAAAUGCCUCCUGAAGCCUCAUCUACCUAAGUGAAGGUUGGUUGGUAGUUUUUCUUGCAAGAUAGUUCAGAACGUAAGUGGUCCCUUUAAGCUGAUCACCUAGGUUUUACUGCAGUGCAUCCAUCUGUCGCAGUAGAACCCUCAAGGAGUUAAGUUGAACCCAAAAUGUUCCCACUGGGCCUGUUCUUAGCACUGACUUGAUACCUCCAUGGGAAAGAAAUCUGAGAUUAUGUGACCUUUUAGGAUGUCUCUCAAUCUCUAAGAAUGUUAGGAUCUGCAGAGUAUUAUGACACUCCUUACCUUAACUAAGGUAAAGGUUCAUGAACCAUUAUUUACUGCAUAAGAUCUGAAUUUGAAGAAUUCCUUGGAGUUUUUUCCUCCUUGAGAUGAACCCCUUCCUUUAGUGGAUUUUUGGACAUCUGUGGGUAAGUGUCCAGAUUUAAGAAGCUACUUUGUCUCUCUGAAUUGCAGGUUCUUUGUAAUUUUCUUCCUUUAGAAAAAUCUGUGUCUGUGAUCUAGUCUUCCUAUCACAGCAUCCCUGUCUGGAACCAGUGAAUGCACUAGAACCUUCCACAAGAAGA
Dipodomys spectabilis (banner-tailed kangaroo rat) is the source of this 2813-nucleotide messenger RNA. RefSeq names its product BCL6B transcription repressor (gene Bcl6b). Gene Ontology annotation, cellular component: nucleus. Lineage: Eukaryota; Metazoa; Chordata; Mammalia; Rodentia; Heteromyidae. Gene Ontology annotation, biological process: regulation of transcription by RNA polymerase II. The transcript has 9 exons. The coding region runs from base 72 to 1490 and encodes 472 amino acids. The record is from RefSeq and is a predicted model, not a curated record. Gene Ontology annotation, molecular function: protein binding; DNA-binding transcription factor activity, RNA polymerase II-specific; RNA polymerase II cis-regulatory region sequence-specific DNA binding.